Messenger RNA from Hyla sarda, 12714 nucleotides. RefSeq names its product interferon-induced very large GTPase 1-like. NCBI's taxonomy places the organism in Eukaryota, Metazoa, Chordata, Amphibia, Anura, Hylidae. The record is from RefSeq and is a predicted model, not a curated record. Gene Ontology annotation, biological process: microtubule-based movement; regulation of apoptotic process. Gene Ontology annotation, molecular function: microtubule motor activity; microtubule binding; ATP binding.
CCUAAGCAUGUCCAUUACUGCCUGCCAGGUUUCCACAUAAAACAACUGAAGAGUAAUUAUGCAAUUUUUGAACUUUAAUUAAGUUAUAACCACAACAAAAUGGUGGACAGCAACGUGAAAGUGGCCAUAAGGGUCCGGCCGAUGAACCAGCGAGAAAUUGAUCUGAAGGCAGAAUGUGUAGUGUACAUGGAAGGAAAACAGACAGUCCUGAAGUCCACAUCCCCGACAUAUGAUGGAACCAGUACAGCACAAAAAGAGUUCUUCUUUGACCAUUGUUUCUGGUCUGUUCAUAAUGAAGGUCCAGCCAAGUAUACAAGCCAAGAAGAUAUUUUCGAGACCCUCGGGAAAAAUCUGCUUGACAGUAUCUUUGCCGGAUUUAACUCUUGCAUUUUUGCUUAUGGUCAAACAGGAUCAGGGAAAACCUUUUCUAUGAUGGGGACAGAUGACCAGCCUGGUCUGGUGCCAAGAAUCUCUUCUGCCUUAUUCAGCCGAGACAUAAGUCAUUUAAAAAGUUUUCAUGUUGAAGCCUCUUACUUAGAACUAUACAACGAGAAAGUCCGAGAUCUUUUGUAUCCAACAAGUAACUUUAAGGCUCUUAAGGUCCGAGAACACAAAUCCUUUGGCCCAUACGUGGAAGGUUUGUCUCAUCAUGUGGUCAAUAAUACUGAAGACAUAAAAUCACUGAUAAAUGAAGGAAACAAAUGCCGGAAAACUGCAAGUACAAAAAUGAACGAGCACAGCAGCCGGUCACAUGCCAUAUUCACUCUCACGGUGACACAGACACUCCAGAAUGAACAUGGCGCCAUGAAAGAACUUCUCAGCAAAGUCAGUCUGGUGGAUUUGUCUGGAAGUGAAAGAACUUCAUUAUCUGGAGCUACUGGAGAUCGAAUGAAAGAGAGUAAUAACAUUAAUAAGUCCCUUACAGCUCUUGGUCUGGUUAUAAAUUCAUUGGCUGAACUAUCUGAGGGUAGAAGGAAGAGCACUUAUGUGAAUUACAGAGACUCAAUGCUCACUUGGCUGCUAAAAAACAAUCUUGGAGGAAACAGCAAGACUGUGAUGUUGGCGACAAUAAGCCCAGCAUCAGUUCACUAUCAGGAGACUCUCUCCACCUUGAAAUAUGCUGACAGUGCCAAACGUAUAGUGAACAAAGUAACGGUGAAUGAAGAUAUCAAGUCAAAGGCCAUAGCUGAACUGAAAGAUGAAGUACGAAGUCUGAGAGAACAACUUCAACAAACUGAAGAAAAAUAUAAGAAAGAACUGGAGGCAAAACUAAAGGAAUCGGAAAAACUUCUACAAGAAUUAAAGGUCUCUUGGGAGGAAAAGCUGAAGAAGACCGAAACAUCUGCCCUGGAACGACAGAAACAUCUCCAAAGACUCGGAAUUACCGUAGAAAAUAUUGGAAUUAGAGUCGAUGAAGAGAAAUGUUAUCUCAUAAACUUAUCUUCUGGAAUAAGUAAUCAGAAAGAACUUCUUCUAUAUCAUUUAGGAGAAAAAACGAAAAUCGGGGCUGGUGAUUCUCAAGACAUCCAGGUCACCGGUCCCAGAAUUGCAUUGGAACAUUGUGUCAUUGACAUCAGACAAGAUGGAGAAGCUUUUCUCACCCCCAACAAAAAUGCUGAAACCUUUGUGAAUGGCUCACAAGUGCAGACGGAUGUUAUGUUGAGUCAUAAAGAUAAAAUAAAAAUUGGAGACAAGGCUUCUUUCAUGAUACAUAAGUCAAACACUAAGCCUAACAUUACUCAUGAAUGUGUCAAUGCAGUUCACUAUGCUCCUUUAAAUCAACAUGAAGAAGGAAACGGACAAGGAAAUAAAUCCAUGGAUGAAGAAUGUGACACAAGUAUCAGUUCAGACAACAUCCAAUGGUCUUACUUAGAAAACACAGACAGAUCUCUUUCCGAGUGUCCAUAUUCUAAAGUCUCCCUCAGCAUGGAUUCUUCUGGUCAUGGAUUCUUAGAUAUCUCUCAGUCUAUUGUAUCUCCAGAAAUCAGUGACACUAAACAAUUAGAAGAUCAGGAUUCCUCUGACAGAAACAUAACACCUAUAAAGACUAUAAUAUCUCCAAAGAACCAUAUAGAGGAGGAGAGAAACUAUGAACUAAAGUUAUUUCAUAAAGACCAAAAAACUGACAACACUAUCAAUAUCCAACACCAGGUAUCUGAGGAUGACAAAAUGUGUUUCCCCAUCAAUCCAACAUCACAGACCGUACAGGAACAAAAUAUAACUGAUCUCUUCAUGAAUCCCACACCUCCAUCAGAUGACCUUUCUAUUGAAGACAAUCAUAUCUCCAGGUCUGAGAACAACCCUGAGAACUAUGAUACAAGUGAAGGACAUUCAAGAGUUUCGACGGGAGCAGCUUCUUCAGAGGAGGCAGCUAGUUACAUUCGGAGAUCAAGGAAAGAGAUCAUGGCCGUUCUACAGAAGAACUUUAAUGACUGGAUGGAUGAAUUGGAUUCACAGGACAUUAUCACUCAGGAAGAAUAUUUUACUGUGGAGAAGAUGAGUGACGCUAUAGACAAAGUGCGCGCCUUAGUGAAUGUAAUCCUCCAGAAAGAUGAGUCGGUGUGUAGAGCGUUUCUCCAGUUGUUAAAACUGAACCAAGACCCAGGUGACCCCUCUGCUUCAGAGAAUGAGGAGAUCCACGAACCUGAUGAAAACAUAAAGAAUGAAUUCAAGAUACAAGAUAAAAGAACUUCCUUCCAGGAUCUUCUCGAGAAGAUUGAAUUUCUGAGAUGCCAGAUGUCCAAGCUGACAUUACGUGAGGUUCUUGACAUUGGAGCAGAAUGUUUGACACCAGGCAGUUCUUCUAUGGAAAAUGUUGCUUGGUAUUUUAUAAGAAAACUGAUGUCCCUACAUGUGGAGGCGAGAAACAUCAGUACAAUAAGGAACAGAAGUGAAAUGAGCAAAGAAGAUGGGUUUAUGCUAAAUGAGGACAGAGACUUGUCAGGCGAUAUCCACCCAUUAGACUUACAGUGCGCCAUCUUCCAUUGCUCAGAUCAUUUCCUGCAGCAAGAGAUGAUAUCUAAGAUGUCCAUGUGUCAGUUUUCUGUCCCUCUGCUGCUGCCGGCUAGUGAUGGUCCGGACUGCACCCUUAUGCUGUGGGCAAUGAGGGGUAUUGUUAAGAAAUGGAGACCUCAAUCUCUGGCAGAGAGCAAAGGAUUCCUGCAGGAACACUUGGUCAAAAUUCCCAUGCCAACUUUCUCUUUUGUGAGAUUAGGAAACUGCAGACUCUCUAAGUCUAAAAUUCUAAACCAAAUCCUAAGUUCAACACAACAUUGCCAAGACGUCUUUAUCCAUAGAGACAUGGAAGGUGGGAACAUGGAGAGAACGAUAUCAUCAGGGCUGGUGGAGAUAUCUUGGUAUUUCCCGGCUGGUAAAGGCAUCUUUGCUGAACCUGUUGCUUUCACAAACCUUCGUGGGGAGUUGGAGAAUAACACGAAGCCUUUCCGCUUUCUAACAGCAAUAUCAUCAGUUGUUGUCGUCUUUGCUGAAACUCUCAGAAAGACUGAAUGUGAUUUAUUACUAAAAUAUAAGAACUCUAAGACCAAAUAUCUCUUCAUUAUUGCACCUGAGAAGCAAAAGAGCAAAAAAGAACUAGAAGAGAUGCGAGAAUCAGUGAUGUCCAUGAUGGAAAUAAAGAAAGACAAUAUCUUAGUGAUCACGAAAACUACAAAUGAAGCAACAACUGUAAAGAUGAUUCGCUCGGCACUGAUGAAUUUGGGAAAUGAAAAUGCUUAUUGUGUCAGUGUAGAAGACAUGAGCCAAAUAGCGACACAGCAAGAGAUCAGUGUGGAUGAACAUGUAGCGGAAUGUCAGGCUGCGGAAAGAAAAGCGAGAGCUAUAACUGAAGAGAUCCAGGAUGUCGUAGUGUACAAAGGAAAAACAAUGAAACUACAAGCACAACUUCUGAAAGAUUUAUCCAGAUUAGAGAAAGAACUUUGUCAGAUGAAAAAACAAGAAAAUAAAAAUGGGGAAAAAUACAAAUCUGAGCUAAGAAAACAAUGUGAUGAGAUAAGAAGGAAACAGGGGGAAUGUGAAAUGCCAGCGGGAGUCUUCCAUUUCAUAAAAGCGAUUGAAACAGAAAAUCGAUCAGAAAAAUUUUACUUUUUAAGUUGGUUAAAAUAUUAUUUGGAUUUAGCAGCAAGAAAAAAUCUCAUAUAUUUACAGGAGAAAUAUAAAGAGAAAUAUUCUCAGGCCAAUGACUCCCAAGAGCUAACAGAAAUCGAUCAGAAGAUAUCAGACAGUUCAUUGGGAAUUGAGCAUUUCCUCAGAGAAGUGUCUCAGUUUUAUGAGGUUUGGCAUAUUAUGGAAAAAAAAAAGAAUAACGGCAUGGAAUGCAGCCAUAUCCCUGAAAAAGCAGCUGAUCUUCUCCUUGAUGGCUACCCGCUGGAGCUGAUUGAUGGAGAUGCAUCCAGGAUCUCUGUGCAAUGGAUAUCAGACGUCCUCAAUAAAGUGAACUCCAAGACAGGGGGCAGCAGCAGAAUACGGGUGAUAACUGUGCUGGGAGUGCAGAGUACCGGGAAGUCCACCCUCCUGAACACCAUGUUUGGUCUCCAGUUCCCGGUGGCCAGUGGACGAUGCACACGAGGAGCCUUCAUGACUCUUAUUAAAGUGAAGGAGAAUCUCCAUAAGGAUCUCAGCUAUGAAUAUCUUCUGGUCAUUGACACUGAGGGGCUGAAAGCUCCGGAGUUGGAUUCUCUGGAAGGAAGUUAUGAACACGACAAUGAGUUGGCGACUCUAGUCGUUGGGUUGAGUGACAUCACUAUAAUUAAUAUGUCUAUGGAAAAUACAACAGAAAUGAAGGAUAUUUUACAGAUUGUGAUCCAUGCAUUUCUCAGAAUGAAAGAAAUUGGGAAGAAGCCGAAUUGCCAGUUUGUUCAUCAGAAUGUGAGUGAUGUGUCCGCUCCUGUAAUGAACAUGAGAGACAGAAACAAGCUGCUUGAACAACUGAAUGAAAUGACCAAAACUGUGGCAAAAAUGGAGAAGAAGCCUCAAUAUAAGGUAUUCUCUGAUGUUAUGGAAUAUGAUGCAGAACAGCACCACUGGUACAUCCCUAGUCUGUGGCAGGGUGUCCCACCAAUGGCCCCUGUCAGUGCUGGAUACAGUGAGUAUGUUGCUGAAUUGAAGCAAAAUAUACUAACACUGAUGGAAAAAAACCAAAAUCAGGCGCAAACCAUCCCUAAAUUUGUUAGGUGGAUGGGAGACUUAUGGAACGCAGUCAAACAUGAGAACUUUAUAUUCAGCUUUAGAAAUAGUUUAGUAGCCAACGCCUACAACAAGUUGUCUAUGAAAUUUUCUGAAUUAGAAUGGAAAUUCAACAAACAGAUUCAUGAAUGGUUCACUAAUACUGAGACCAUUAUCAAGAACCAAUCUGAAGAUACUCUAAUAGACAAAGGUAAAGAAUGUUGUAUUAAGUUAGAAAACAUAAUUUCAGCUGAGCAGAAUAAGAUACUAACAUGGGUGGAAGAAUAUUUCCAACAAGAAAAAGAUUGUGUUCAUUUAAUAAGAUACAAAGCAGACUUUAUAAUCAGUACAAAGAGGCUUGGAGAAAACCUCAGAAGUUCUUCAUAUGACAAAUACAACAACGCAAUUCAAAUUCAAAAACAGCAACACAAAAUAAAAAGAGUCCGUAUGCAGUACAUUGAGAAGAUUGAACGAAAAGUGUCCAGUCUUAUGGAAGAAUGUAGAAAGAAAAGACACCAAAUGGAUACUGCAAAGAUGGUAGAGGAAUUUGAGAUUAUGUGGAAAAAUACAGUCAAAGAGUUAGAAGUGACACCUCUACAAACACGGGAUGUUGAGAAAGACAUGAUUCUAGAGCUCACCAAGACCAUGAGAGACAAAGGAUCCGCAGUCAACGAAAAACUAAAUCAAAUAAAACAUUUACCGAAACCUGAGAAAAAGCAACAGGGUGGAAUAAUAGCAGGAAUUGUCACUUUUUUAAAAAUUCCCUAUAAAUGGUGGAAUAGUAGUCAUAAGGAUGAGGAUAUUUUUCAAUCUGUUCUUAACAAAUGCUGUAAAUAUUCUGCAGAACAAGCCAGGAGAGAUGUUGAUUAUAAUGACACCUACUGUAGACACCUUCUGAACAUGAUCGAUGGGAUUCUUACAGAGGAAGAGAAUAUUCCAGCUGAACAAGAGCUAGAAAUGAAAUUGGUCAUUCUAGGACACACAGUUACUGAUUUCCAGAAGAUGCACAAUAACUUUAUAAAAAUGAAUGACCCUCAUUCCCAGCUGGAAACACUGAAAUCAGAAUACUUUAACACAUUCAUGACUGUAUUCCAGGAGAAGAAUAAUAGCCAGGAUCUGGCCAAACGCAUCUGUGACACUUGUCUAAAACCAGCAAUGAUCGAUUAUGUCCAUCGAAAUCUAGGAAUUCAACUCGUAGACGAUAUCAUGAGUUCUGAAGGAUCUAAAACAUACACUUCUCGUACAUUUUUCCAAUACACUGUUCUCCUAAAUCUUCUGGAAGAAAAUGAUUUCAGAAAAUAUGUAGAAUUUUCAAGAAACUAUGAAGAGUUUGUGAAAAACUGGAUAUUAUACUACAUUAUCAUGAAAUACAAAAACUUUUACACAUUACAAAGUAAAAUCCUGUCAGGUAUCACAGAAAAGAUCAGAGAUCUACUCAACAAUCCUGAAAUGUGGAAUCAUACAAAGAAUGUGGAAGAUUUUCUCAAUUGUUUUCGAAAGAAAUUGAACAGUGAUCUGGUUUUCCCUCAGGAAAAAAUGAAGGCGAUAAUCUUCAGAAACACAGCAAAUACAAAGGAAUUUAUUACAAAUCUGAACAACUUCCUGACUGACACAAAAGAAGAAAUUACAUCCGAAAUAAAGUCUCUGAGUGUGUAUGCUACACUUUUGAAAUCAACGGUGAAGCCUCAAGAUGAAUUGUUUAAGAAGGUGUUUGGAUGCGGGAAACAGUGUCCAUUCUGCAAGGUCCCAUGUGAAGCCGGAGGAGAAAACCACAAAGAACAUUUCGCCUCUGUUCAUCGACCUCAAGGAUUAGGAACGUACAGAUGGGAGACGUCAUCUAUUCUUUGUCAUGACAUUUGUACCACCUCUGUGUGUGGAGAUGGAAGAUUUAAAAAUCACGAUACAAAUGAAGAAUGGCAUCCCCAUAAGAGAUUUAAAGAAAUUUAUCCCGACUGGAGAAUUCAGCCCGAUCCCAGCAUCGAAGCCUCCGAUUACUGGAAAUUUGUUUUUAAAACGUUCAAUACAAAUUUUGCAGUGGAGUAUAAGGCCAAACCUGCUGAAUACCCAAAGGAAUGGAACAGUUUGAGCAAGGAUGUAGCAAAACAUAGUCUAAAGAAAACCUUUAACAUGUAGUAAGCACAUCUGAUAAUCUCUUCUGUGUGUAUGUAUAUAUAUAUAUAUAUAUAUAUAUAUAUAUAUAUAUAUAAAGGCUCAGACCAUUUUUAUCAGGUCAGAAGUACGUUUAUCCUAGCUGAUGUUACACAAAUUAUAUUCAGUAUACUGUAUAAUCCUGUUGAUAUGAUCAAUAAAACAUUUAGAAAUUAUAUAAGUGACAGCUACACAGCUCUAUGUAUAGUACACGAGACAUUAAGGAAUAAGAAAAGUAGCUGUAUAUUAAGCAAAAUGUCAUGUGAUUAAUUCUGUAAGUGCCGUAUCUUAUAUCUUCCUUACCAGUUUGUAAGGCUCUAUUCAGACCUUGGGAUUAUGUACAUUCAGAGGUUACAUUGGAAAAUACUCAUUAAAGAUGAGCGAGCGUUUCAAAAAAUUUGGUUGCAGAACUUUUCCAAAACAUUCAAUUCAUGGCAAAAAAAAUUCUCUGCAGAGGCAGUGAAAAUAGCCUCAAAAUAAAUGUAUAAUGCUACCUAGAAGCUCUGAAGCCCUGUAUCACAGUGUAAGGCUAAAUUUCCAUUUGGGUUUUUUUCUGGCAGUUUUUGGAAUACUGCCACUGCAAUUUUUGAGCCAAAGUCAGAAGUGGAUCCAUAAGGGAAGAGAAGUGUAAGUUCUUCCUUUAUAUGUCCUAUUCCUUUUGAAUCCAGUACUGACUUUGGCUCAAAAACUGCAGUGGCAGAUAUCCAAAAACUGCCAGAAACAUAACCUAGUGGAAACUUAGCCUUAGACAUGUUUUCAAGUAGUUAUAGAGGUUUUAAAGCUAACUUAAAGGGAUACUCCGGUCCUAAGACAUCUUAUCCCCUCUCCAAAGGAGAGGGGAUAAGAUGUCUGAUUAUCUUGCAUGCAGCGCUGCAGCCUUGGAGUCUGCCGGGUCACGACUACAGGGCUGAAGUAUCGUGACAUCACCCCGCGAUUUAUAACUUUUCCCCUAUUCUUCGGAUAAGGGUAAAGAUAUAUUGCACUACAGAUGUCCUUUAAUAUCAAAGGUAAAGAGAUAUGUGGCCGAUGUUGUAAUGUACACAAAGGUAUCGGAAGACAAAAUGGUUUUUCCAGGUGUUUCAAAAAUUAUCCCUUUUUGGGAGUAGAAACAGAAUUGGUUUCCCAAAAUAGUUAAGUUGAAAUAGGUUUUGUAUAAAAAGCCGAAUGGAUUGUGUAUGUGUAGGCCUGACUAGUAGUAGCAGGAGGGAGGGCAGUGGACUGGUGGGAGAUGUAGUCAGUGGACUACAGGUUGUGCUGGAUUGGUUGUAGUUGUUGUAUCCAACAGACAGCAGGAAAUAGUAGACAAGUGAUAGCUUUAGUAGCGUGCAGACAGCAGGAGGUGGCUGAUGGUAGUUGUAGCCAGUGGAUAGCAGGGGUGAUGGUAGUAUUAUCCAAUCAAUGGCAUCUGGCACAGGUUAAAAAUCCUCAUCCUCACUGAUUCCUUUUAACAAGCAUGAGUUUUUCAACUUAGCUGGCAGACAAUCACUUGUUCACUUAGAAGUAAAAACACAUCCUACCGUGCUGAAGCUACACUGGGUGGUGGAGAGGGUGGAUAUGACAGAAUACCCAAUGAAAACUGGCCAUGUUCUGGCAAAGGGUCUUAUCUGGUGACCCAGAAGUCCAUGGGGUCUGGGCUCAUAGUUGCUCAUGUGGUGGUGAUUCAUGUCAGGGGGGGGGGGGGGGGGGGACUGGAAGAAAAAAGCUUUGUCACCCUGUGCUCCAAUGUGAAGAUGUUGCUGUUACUGCUGCCUCUUGCUGGGGUAGUGCUGGCGGAGAAGGUGGAAUGAGGACUUAGAGGAGAACACAGACUGGAAUCUGUUUGGCAGGUGUUGGAAAGCCGCAGCAAACUUGCUGUAUAGGUUCUUUCUAUGAGAAUCUGAUUUAUCCUUCUUCUUGGAAGGUAAACCCCCCCCCCCCCCAUUUUGGCUUUAUACUGAGGGUCUAAAAGUGUGUCUAUCCGGUGCUCUUUUCUUCGUGCACGCAAUAUGCGUUUCACAGCCCAAGCAAGAAAGCAUACAGCUCCGUCCCAUACUACAAAGGUUGGUCAUGGUCCUUGUCGUCAUCACUGUCCCCUUGUGUAGGUUUUUCAUCUCCUAUCCCUUCAAUAUGAAAUUCCUUCUCCAAAUUCUCAGGUCUCACUUCCUUAUCCAACUCCUUCUCAAGUCGAUCAUCCAUACUGCGGUCAGACAGAUAUCAGCCCUCCUCCAUCCCUCUUUGCUCAAUCAUAACCGUGAGUAUUUUCUCCAGAAGGAAUAUCAGUGGAUUCGCAUCACUAAUUCUCCUGUUGUCCUUGCUGACAAAUCUUGUUGCCUCUUCGAAAGAACUGAGCAAGCAACAGGUGUCUCUAAUUAGCUGCCAAUGCCUCAGCUGAAAGUUAUACUGGCCCCAAAAGCUGUCUGUUUGCAACAUUAUGUAGUCUGUCCCCGAUGCUGCUGGUACAGGCAGUCCAACAUGUGUGAUGUUGAGUUCUACCGUGUUUGAAUGUCACAAAUGAGGUGGUGUUGAUGAAGACUAUUUUAGAGCUAGAGGUUAAGGAGAGCAUGUUUAAAAGCAUAAGAAUGGCUAACAUUCCUGCACAUAUACAGCACAUCACUGAGACCCCCACAAUUCCUCAAGAAAUGUUUGAAGACAAGAUUUAGCAUAUGUGCCAUACAGUGAGAGUGUGUCAUACCACCUAGGUGCAGGGCAGCCACAAUGUUUGUGUCAUUAUCGGCAACCACAUUUCCCAAUCUCACAUUCGGAGCAGAGAGUCAGUGUGAAACUUCCUGCAGCAGACAGUGUAGCAGCUCCUCCGCUGUGUGACUUUUUUCACCCAGGCUUAGCAAAUGUAACAGUGUGGCAGAGCUUAAAGGGGUACUCCUGCGCUAAGACAUCUUAUCCCCUCAUCACGCUCUGCCCCCUCAAUGCAAGCCUAUAGAGGGGGCGUAAGAUGUCUUAGCGCCGGAGUACCCCUUUAACUUUGCACGAAUGAAAGAAGGGAAAAGGAGGAUGGUAACCUACACUAUGCCUCUUGGGAGAAUGCAAGAUGUCCGUGGAAGAGGAUAAGUGGCAGGUGUCAGAAGUUGGACCGGUUUGACACAAUCACAGAGGUCCAGUAGGCCGUAGCUACUACUUCAAGUAUCUACCAUGCAUGCACUGUGCCACACACAGACAGCUGCAUGGAGUGGCCCACCCUCUCUGUCACAUGAUGUGCAAUGCAGGGAUGUUUUUUUUUUUUUCUUGGUAAAAUAAUGGAGACUAGGUAUGCGCCACCUGGGCUAGGGACAGCGCAUUAGUUGUCUAAAGGCCAUUAAGUCAACAAGAUGGUGCAGGAGCGCCAGCACCACCAACAACAUGGCCAGGUGUGAAUUAAUAUGCACAAAUACUGUUGUCUGUAGGACAUAGAUUCCCCAAUAACUGACAGGAUAGAGGAGAACACAACACUGAGGACAGGACAGAAUAUGUGCUGCCUGUGUACGAUGCCUGGCUGCUAGACAGAUGAGAAGGAUUUGGAGGAGGAUCAGCAGCAGCACGGGCAAGGUUUUCUUCAUAUUUUUUGGGCUUCUUGACUGUCCCAUGCUGCCUUGUGAUUCUGCUCCAUGUUUUGAUCCCCCCAUAGUUCUUAUACUUUUACCAAGGCCGCGGCUUACUUUAUAUUUGCCCAGAUGGCUCAGUUCCAUGUUUUCUGCAUCUGGUUAAAUAGAAAAUAAUUUCCACACAGCAGAAUAGCAGACAGGGACUGCACCACCUGACUGUGCUCCUUCUCUGGAAGGUUUCGCCAUCACCUAAGCUCAUCAGACCAGCAGGCUUAUGCCUGUAUGUUUAACAUAUGUUCUGGUCCUACUUUGGCUCUGUUCUUUUUUGCUGACACUUCCACUACGCUCCUGCUCUGAACACGUCCCCUCCUCGCCCGGUUCUUACGUCCUGUUCAACACUACAACCAUUCUCAUCAAACUCCUUCUACCUGCUUCCACCUCACCUUUGUGCAUGAACUUCUGAUGACUGAUGUAGGGCUCCUUGCUCUCCCUCAGCAUAUCACCCAUGAUGCCUCACAGUAUCCCCACCAUGCCUACCACCACCAGUCCCACUAGUGCUAUGCUCGGCCACUGUUUCCACCUCCUCUGUCACAGACUCCAAAGACUGACUGUAACACAACUCCUCAUCAUGGCUAAUGCUAUCAUUCUGCUUAUUACCAGGGGGAGGGGGGGGGGAAGCAAAUACCAAAAUGAUAUAACAGAUCAUGUAGGAUGGACAUUUCUUCUGCACCAUUUAACUGUAGACCAUGAGGAAUCCACUGACACCUUGCUCACCAUCAUGUUGUCAGACUCUUCCACUUCGUGAGAUGACUGAUAACAAGUCAACCAGUCCACAAUGGCUGAAUUAUCCUCCAAAACUACACACCCCCAGGAAGACAUGGACAACUUUUGCCUGCUCAUGUUGCUACUACUAUCACCAGUCAUAUAUCUGCUGCUCAACCUGUACUGGGCCUGGGCAAAUAGGUGGUGCCCACAGAGUUGCUAUUGCCACUACCUGACUAGCAGAGGACAUGGCAGUGCUCUUUCCUAUACCCCGUCCUUGUUUAACCAUUCCUUCACCAGACAUUCUUUUUAACAAAACAAAAAAAAAAUAUUUAAGGUAAUUUUUAUGGUUUUGGGGUGAUUUGUCAUUAACCUACUAGUCAAGAGGAAGAAAACAUGCAAGUUGACUUUCACUCUUUUACUGAUAUAAAUGCAGAUUUUAGUUAAACCCAGAUGGAGAUUGAUUUGUAUUGUAGUGUGAAAGCCUUAGGGGAAUAGUAGCUUCAUAGUGAGUUCUUCUGUGCACUGCUUACUGCUCAGCUUUCUCUCCAAGAUGGCAGCUGCAAUGAAGUGUAUAGGGUAUUAUCACUUUUAGACCCAACCCUAUCUUCUCUCUUGGGAGCUCUAUGCGAGCAAUGAUGGCAAACCUGGGGUCAUGUGAUCUUACUAUUAGCUGCAAAGUAUGCUGGGCUUCCGUGAUGUCAUCUUAGUGUUACUAUGCCUUCAUAUAAUGCUGAAAUGGUGCCAAAAUGCCAUGUGUCCUCAUCCCUUCUCCUAUAAUAGCACCGUUGCCUAGCCUGGCCAAGUUAGCGGCUUAAUCACCCCUAAUACAUGUUGUUGUACUAUUGAAGUUCAUUGACACCUUAAAAUAUUUUCUAUAUAUUUCCUACAGCUGCAAACAAUAGUAAAUAGAAAACUGAAAAACAAGGUCUGAACAGAGCCUUACAUUGCUCCUUCUGCUAUAUCAGAUAUUAUAAUAAUGGGAAAUGUUGUUGCUUAUGAGACCAAAUAACCUAAGUUACUAUAAUCCUUCUCAAUGUCUUAUAAUUGAUUUCAAAUUGAUUUCAGAUUGUGUCUAAAUAAAACAAAUCUCUAUAAUAAAAAUGUU